ACGAAUUUUACGAAAUAAUAAUAAAUUUCGUCUUGUUUAAAACAAAUAAAUAAUGUUGAAUAAUUAAUAAUUUGCGUAAAAACUUUAUGCACUCGAGAAUUAUACCGAAAAACAUAUAAUGAAACCAACGACAUCGCCCACACCCUCUGUGGUGUCCAGUUAUACAGCGUCUCGAGGUCAAUCACCAUUGCCACCACCAGCCAAUGCACGCAAAGAUUGUCUUUCUGCCACAACAAAGAGUUACAAAUAUCUAAGGCGUUUGUUAAAAUUUAAUCAAAUGGACUUUGAGUUUGCAUUGUGGCAAAUGAUUUAUUUGCUAAUAGCGCCACAAAAAGUUUAUAGGAAUUUUAAUUAUAGAAAACAAACAAAAUCACAAUUUGCAAGAGAUGACCCAGCCUUCUUAGUAUUGUUAGUUGUAUGCUUAUGUGUAACAUCUUUAGGAUUUGCGGGGUUUUUGGGUUUAACCAUCUGGCAGAGUAUAUCAUUUAUAUUCUAUGUAGUGUUUGUCGAUUGUAUAUUUGCGGGCAUUGUGGUGGCCACUUUCCUGUGGUUAGUUACAAAUCGCUACUUAAGAACCAGUAACCUAGAACCCGAUAUUGAGUGGGGUUAUGCCUUCGAUGUGCACUUGAAUGCCUUCUUCCCGCCCUUAAUGCUCUUGCACUUUCUGCAGCUAUUCUUCUACAACUGGUUGAUCAGUCAACCCUGGCUUAUAGCUCGACUUUUGGGCAACACUUUCUGGUUGCUAGGCUUGAGCUAUUAUGUUUAUAUCUCAUUUUUGGGCUACAAUUGUAUACCACAUCUUAAGAACACACGUUUAAUUCUCAUUCCUCUACCCAUUAUAUUCUUAUUAUAUUUAAUCAGUUUAAUUAUUAGUUGGAAUGUGACCAUAUCCUUUAUGGACUUUUAUAAGUAUCGAGUAUAUUAGUUACUAAAGAGUAGGAUUUCUAAGAAAUAUUUAAUUUCAUUUUUUCUGUGUUGUACAUUAGGCAUUCAUAACUAAUUGUGCAUAUAAACUGUAUAAUAAUGCGAUUUUAUUAAAUAAACAUAUAUAUUAAAUAAUGUUCGCAAGACAUUGUAAUUUACAAAAUAAA
Molecule: messenger RNA, 1091 nt
Organism: Calliphora vicina (urban bluebottle blowfly)
Lineage: Eukaryota; Metazoa; Arthropoda; Insecta; Diptera; Calliphoridae
Gene: Unc50
Product: Unc50 RNA binding protein
Exons: 4
Coding region: 119-925 (268 amino acids)
Cellular component (GO): Golgi membrane
Source: RefSeq, a predicted model, not a curated record